Messenger RNA from Orbicella faveolata, 1128 nucleotides. Its product is annotated as gem-associated protein 6-like. NCBI's taxonomy places the organism in Eukaryota, Metazoa, Cnidaria, Anthozoa, Scleractinia, Merulinidae. The record is from RefSeq and is a predicted model, not a curated record. Gene Ontology annotation, biological process: spliceosomal snRNP assembly; spliceosomal complex assembly. Gene Ontology annotation, cellular component: nucleus; SMN complex.
AAAGCGACACCAAAUCUUCCAAAUUUCCUAUUUCCAUAAAUGUUACUAAACCUUUGAGAGAAACUAUUUAUCUCCAAAUAUACCUAAAAAUCACCAAAAAAUUUACAAAACAGCCCAAACCAUAGAUAUGUGGGAUGAGCAGAGAGACUCUUGCCUGCUUGAAACGUGAACAAGAUAUUUGCAUUAAAACCAUAAUACCCAGCCAAAAUACGGCCUUCACCAGGGUCUUCCAUUGUUCGCCGCCAUUUUGAAAAUAGUGGAAGAGGAGACCCUGGGGACGAGGAUGAUGGCGGACGAGGACGGAGAUAGUUGGUCCACUCUUUCAAGUGUCGCUUUAUGGGAAUUUGUGGACAAAAAGAUCAGUGUUCUUCUCUCGGACAACAGUAGGAAAGCAGGAUGGGUACAAGCCAUUGAUCCAGUUACUCGUACUAUCAUUUUACAGGAAGAAACCGACGAUUUAAAUGCAAAGAAAUUAACAUUUGUUUUGGGACAUGCAAUUUCACGGGUUGCUUUGGAGGAAAGCGAAGGCCGCCCUCGAAUGACUGAUUUUCUCGAAGCUGAAAAGGCUAAGAAAUAUUCUCACGAUGAUCUAAAUACAAGAAAAACAGAACUGGUAGAAUGGCUGACAAGGAAUCGAAUUCCAGUAAGUGAGAGUUUGGAAGACAGUGCGAUCUUGUCAGUGAUGGGAGUUCUGUUUGUUGAACCUCCGUAUGAUCCUGACUGCUGUAGAUGUAGCAACGAAAUUAUACUGGAUCGUAUUCAGAAACUUAUUAGAGCACGGGAAGAUCACAAGUGACGGAAGAGACAGCUAAAGUUGAGCGUGUUCAUCGCUGUAAAUAUAAACAAUCACUGCACAGUUAUGGUGAUCAGACGUCAGGUUCAGUUUUGUCUCUGAAAAGGCGAAUAUGCUCCGAACAUGAGGAACCAACUACACGAUACAACACGUCUACAAAGACGUACUUGCAUUUUGUUGUUUAAUUCUAUGAAUAUCAUAGUUUUUGUACAAUAAGCCAUUUUUGUAGUCUCGGUAUUGGAGUGUAACUAGCUUACAAGGGAGGCUCAUGCGGGGAAUAUCAUUACAAAGAAAUUAAGGUGGCCGAACACAGUUUUCGCGCGCGCUUUUGCUAA